UGGUCGCGGGAGGCGGCCGGCACGUGCGGCGUACGAGGACGCCUCUUCGGACGGUGAUGAGGAUCGCGAGGCGGUGCGGGAUCGACGUGGAGGAGGGGACAGCGAGUCAACGGAAGGGGAGGAGGAGGAGGAGGAUGGCAACCGAGGCGGUGCGGCUGCGGGCAGGUCGCGGCGGGGAGCGGAGCCCUCCGGACGCGCAGCGGAUGCUGGUCGUCGGGCUGAUUCGCGCCGGUUCCAGGCGGACAUGGCUUCCAUCAGCGCCGACUCACACCUGCCGACCCCGUUCGUGGCGCCCGAGAUGCAACGUCGCGUGGCGCCUGGGUUGCCGUUUCCGGGGCCUAGACAGCCCUACCUGGGGCACCCCCUCAUGGCCGACCCGCACGCGGACGCCGCCAUGCUGCAAGCCGCUGCGGCGUCCGCGCUGACGGGCCGUCAGGUGUUGCAACAGACGUAUGAGGGAGCGCCGCGGUUCCGCUCCCCACCGGGGCAGCAGCAGCCGCUUGAGGGCAGCGGCUUGGGCGGCCCGGGGAGCUUGCUGCAGCGGCUGAGCAGCUCGGUGUCUGAUUACCUUAGGCUGUUGUCGUGGGGCCGCUAGGCAGGGGCCCUUGGCCCCUUGGCCCCCCUUGCAUGCAUGUUUCUAGGUCAGUGCAGGCGAUUGGGGACGACGGCGGAAUGUUUGGCUUUCAUGUUAUUCUAGCGCUUUGCGUGUUGGGAGGGUCUUGGCAUGGAUUGGCGUCUUGACGAAACCCCACACCCACUUGUGCGUAUGCUGAAGCGGGGUAGCGCGGGCUAUCUCCUGCAUGGCUGGGUUGCACAGUUCUGGGGCUUCUUGGGCGUUGUAAUAGGGGCUUGUAGACCGCUGUCGGUAAGGAUAUACGUGGCGCACUAGACCUGCUUGGACUUUAUUGACGCCUGGCAUUUAACCCCGGUUGAGCUGUGAAGCUAAGCAGAGGAACGCGUUCAGUUGCUUGCGGGGAAGUUGGAAGGCACUUAUAGGGGUUUGUUUGAAUGAGGCCGGUAAACAUGUAUAAACUAGUUAGUCCGUCAGCAUUACUGAAAGAAUAUCUGACACUUCAGUAAUUGCGCUUCUGUUCGAGCGGUGUACCAGUGUUCCCAGAGAAUGUAAGGGGUUUCGGAUUUGGGUGGUUGAUGGAGUGGACGUCUUACAUAGUGGGUUACAGUGAAAGACAUGGGCACGAGUUAAGACGACGGGCGGAAGGCUGAAAACACCAUCGGCCGUGCAAGUUGUCUGGUUUAUGUGGCUCAUGCUUUGUGCACCCCAUGCAUUGUCAUGUGCUUUACCAGGCAACGUCUCCUCUUGCCAUGAGGUUAUGGGGUCUCUGGUGUCCCAGUGUUCAGCUCUUGAUUUGGGCUUUGCAGGAUUGAUCAAGCGUUGGCAAUCUUAAGACGCUAACCACCGUGCUGACCCAUGGGUCUGAGUGCUGCUGAGGUGGCUUGACGCUUCAGGGCUAAUGGGUGGUUGGGAUUAUUAAGGCCGGAGAGAUGCCGGCUAGCAGGUUUUCAUCUAGGGUGCAGAGUAGGGCUCAUUGUUGACUGUGUACAGUUAGGGUGUGAUACAAGGUUUAGGGUUAAUUAUCGUAAACCUAUGGUUUUGCGUUGCGCAUGUAACCUUCCUGGUGUUCUGGUGGGAUGUAACCCAUUUG
This is a messenger RNA of Astrephomene gubernaculifera, 1664 nucleotides long. NCBI's taxonomy places the organism in Eukaryota, Viridiplantae, Chlorophyta, Chlorophyceae, Chlamydomonadales, Astrephomenaceae. The record is from the annotation of a GenBank genome assembly.